This is a messenger RNA of Portunus trituberculatus (swimming crab), 3142 nucleotides long. Its product is annotated as chymotrypsin-like protease CTRL-1. The transcript is spliced from 10 exons. The record is from RefSeq and is a predicted model, not a curated record. Bases 238 to 1560 code for a protein of 440 amino acids. Gene Ontology annotation, molecular function: serine-type endopeptidase activity. Gene Ontology annotation, biological process: proteolysis. Lineage: Eukaryota; Metazoa; Arthropoda; Malacostraca; Decapoda; Portunidae.
AUUUCGAGCACCAUCACGGAACACACCUGUGUUCUCGACACGAAGCAGUUUUAUUUGCUUUACCCUCUAGGCAAGUAAUGUGCUUCAGGAGUGAAGAUAGGUCUAUAAGACAUCACUUAGAAACAGAAUCCUUUUUCACUGUUAAUGUGACAUUUGAGUGAAAAAAGUAAAACUCCAAGUAUAAAAGAUCAUAAGUACUUGCCCCUGACGCGGUAGGAAGGUCGCUACAAGGAAACCAUGAUAUUACAAAAUCAUCACCGGAUCAUCAGGUCUAGUGGUGUUAGCUCCGUCAACAUACUCCUAAGCUUUCUCAUUGGCUUUGUUGUUGCCCAGGUUGAAGGAAUCCUCACUGAAGGUGGACCACACGUAGACCUUCCCCUUCAGAGCAGCGGUCUGGUGGCGCCUUGUGGUUCGACCAACGCUGUGACAAUGAAUACAGCGUUCGUCAUUAUCAGUCCAGGUUAUCCUGCAUCCUACCAUCCCUACACUUAUUGCAGAUGGACUUUCUACAGCACGAGUAGUCCCAGUGGCAAGUUACUGGUUCAGUGUCCCUUGUUCGAGAUUGAGUCGUCGUCACCGUGCUCAGGAGGAGCGUUCCUCGCCGUUCAGACCUUGGACGAUGAGGAGGGAGAGAGAUUUUGUGGUAAAAGUAAACCUCAAGGAAUAACUAGCAGCUCUCUAACAAUACAUUUUUGGGGAGGAUGGCGCCUGAAUUCUGAUAUGAGGGGUGUUUACUGUGUUGUGAUGCCUGCUACCUCCAUCCCCCUACCACCACCUACCGCUUCCUGCCGGUGUGGUCGGCGUGGCACCAACCUUCGUAUCGUGGGGGGGGAGAAUGCCAACCUACAUGAAUGGCCGUGGAUGGCGCUGGUCCUACUUCCCGGAGGGUUCUGUGGCGGGGCGCUUAUCAACGACCGCUUCGUGCUCACCGCCGCGCACUGCAUUGACUCGACUGUGCUACCCAACCACGCCCUGCCCGCGGUGGUCCUCGGGGAACACCAGCGCAGCGUUCUGGACGAGACCCCCUUCACUCAAGUGGUGCAAACAACGCGAGCCAUUCCCCACGAGGGCUACGACGGCUCCGCGGACAACAAAAACAACGAUAUCGGGCUUCUGGAACUCGCCACUCCUGUUAACCUUGCGAGGACUCCAAACAUCGCUCCCAUCUGCCCUCCCUCGGCCAACAGCACGGACACUGCCUCGCGAGUCACGACCAUUGGAUGGGGGUUUACCAGUGCGGCAGGAGAGCAAGCUGAUGUACUGCAGGUGGUGGAGCUGCUGCCAGUGCCCCUUGAAAAGUGUCGCCAGCAGUAUGAAGAGGGCGUCAUCACCGAGAACAUGAUUUGUGCCGCAGACAACAACAAGGACUCCUGCUUCGAUGACAGCGGCGGGCCGCUUAUGACAGAGGUGAACGGCCACUGGGAAAUUAUUGGUAUUGUCUCCUUCGGCCCUACGGUUUGUGCUCAACCAGAUGUGUCUGGCGUCUACACAAGGGUUGAUAAUUACCUGCCAUGGAUCUCCUCCAAAAUUGGCCGCCCUCGGACUUGCCCGCCUGCCUGAAGCCGCCACAUGACUUUUUUUUUCUUAUUACAGACUUUUAAUCGAACCCGAAAGCAGUUGAUAUGUCAAAGAUAAAACUAAAGUCAUUUAACGUUUAUUUCUAACUACUCACAAUUUGCAAUUUUUAUAUUACGAGAGAAAAGUCUAUAGACGAUAAUUUACUCCCAAUGAGAUCUAAUAACACUAGCUCUGUUCUGGACCAGUUCUAGCCUGAACAGUUCUGGUCUGAAUCAGUUCAUGGGAUGCUGUGAACUCAUUAUCAAAGCUAGUUGUAAUUUCGCUUAACGUUUCUCUUUCUGUUUCACAAAUCAAGGGAACAACAAUCACAGCCUGCCCUCUACAGACAACUCUCCUCCUAACACAAAGCUAUGGGCACUUACUAAACACACAAUCUUCACUUGAAAAAAAAAUGGGACUCCCAACCCAGCCUCUGAGUUCCUUUUUAGGGAGGGGACCAUGACUAUCCACAGGUCGGACUGCUUUCUCCUUUACGACCUAAAAUGUCAUGACACCUCCCUCAAAAUUUUCUUCAUUAACUACUGUAAUAUUCGCGGUCUUAGAUCUAAUCUUCAUUCUGUAGAACACUACCUCUCCUUUAUUAAACCUCACCUUCUUUUCCUCACCGAAGCACAGCUGUCUGAGGCAACUGACAGUAGCACUUUUACUGUUCCCUCCUACUUUCUGUAUUCUCAUUUUCGUUCCAAAGUUGGAUGUUGCAUCUGUGUGGGCAACGACUUGAUUUGAUCUCGUACCCACGCUCUUUCAGCUAUGACUAUCGACUUCUUCAUGCUGACGUUUGCCUACAUUAAGCCUAUUCCUAAACAGGGUGGCCAUUCUAAUCUCUCAAACUACCGUCCUAUAGCUUUAAUCUCUUGUUUGUCUUAGUUUUUUUUUUUCUUUUAAUCUUACUUCAAUAGGAAGAUUCUCAAACAUCUGUCACUUCACAAUCUUCUAUCUCAGUGGUUCCCAAACUGGGGGUAAAUUACCCCCUGGGGGUAAUUCAACCAUUUUCGGGGGGUAAUGGAGGGGUGACAGUAAAAAGUUAUGAAUUCUGAAAAUCAAGAAAACAAUGCGGUACCCGGUAUUAGGAUUAUUGUUAACUUUGUCUUAGUAUAUAAAGUUGUAAAGUAAACCUCCACUCUUCAUUGGAUCAUUCAUCCCUUCUCUGUACCUGAUGAUGCCAUUCAUGAUGAUGAUUUCCCUGCAAAGGAGGAGUGGAUUACAAUGCGAGCCAAUGAAGCCUUGAAAAUCGAAUUCCAAAACCAAAAUGCAGAUUCCUUUUGGAUUUCACGACUAGCUGACUCGCCAACUCUGUCCAAGAGAGCCUUGCAUUUGUUGGUAUCAUUCUCAACAACGUAUCUGUGCGAGAAGGGGUUCUCAACUGUGCUGGGUGUGAAAACAAAAAAGAGGACUCGCUUCAAUGUUGCAAACGAUGCCAGGCUGGCACUUUCAACCACGAAGCCAAGAAUUCCUAAACUAGCUUCAAGUAUGCAACUCCAUCCAUCCCACUGAUGUUCUUGACAUCUUUGGUAAUAGUCAUUAGAGAUGCACAAUGUUCAAAUACAAUAAAUAAAAGAAAAUA